Messenger RNA from Paraphaeosphaeria sporulosa, 1770 nucleotides. RefSeq lists its product as uncharacterized. Bases 80 to 1624 code for a protein of 514 amino acids. Gene Ontology annotation, cellular component: endoplasmic reticulum. NCBI's taxonomy places the organism in Eukaryota, Fungi, Ascomycota, Dothideomycetes, Pleosporales, Didymosphaeriaceae. The record is from RefSeq and is a predicted model, not a curated record. Gene Ontology annotation, molecular function: ubiquitin binding. The transcript has 2 exons.
CUGUUUCUCCACCCCGCGCAGCCUGUCUCUCCGACAAAUCUGCACCGUGAGCAGUGCCAAUCGGAACCAACCACCAUCGAUGGCCGACGCCGACGUCGACGUCGCGCAGCUUACCGAAGAGCAGCAGCUUGCGCUCCAACAGUUCACCGCCGUCACCGACCAGGAGCUCAAAGAUGCCGUGCCCCUGCUGCAGCGGUGUCAGUGGAACGUGCAGAUUGCGAUAGCCCGCUUCUUCGAUGGCGAGCCCGCAGAAGACCCCGUCGCCGCCGCCGCCGCCGCCGCCGCCGCACCGCAGGACACCCGCCGGCAGGAGACGCUCCUGAACGCCUUCGGCUCGCCGCGCUCCUCCACAUCCAGUCGACGCUCGCGGAUAGAGCCCGCGCCUCGUGUCGUCCCCCAGCCCGAGAACCAAGUCGCCGUCCGCCCGCCGCUGCUCCUCGCCCUCCUCUUUGCACCCUUCUCCCUCGUCUACUCCUUGUUCUCUCGAUGGUUCCGCUUUGUGGGGUGGAUGUUCCCGCCCUUGACCCGGCUCUUUGGAGGCGGAAAUGCCGCGGCCGCAGGGAGGCGGAACGCCGCUGGUGGGCGGAGACCGCUGAACCCACGCGACACUGCCGCACGGUUCAUCCGAGAAUUUGAGGAAGAGUAUGGAGAGAAUCAGCUGCCGUUCUUCGAGAACGGGUACGCCCAGGCAUUCGAUCUGGCCAAGAAGAACCUCCAGUUCCUGCUCGUCAUCCUCAUCUCGCCCGAGCACGACGAGACCGCCUCCUUCAUCCGGGAGACGCUCCUCUCGCAAGAAGUCGUCGACUUCAUCCGCGACCCAAACAACAACAUCAUCCUGUGGGCGGGCAACGUCCACGACUCCGAAGCCUAUCAAGUCUCCACCUCGCUCAACUGCACCAAGUUCCCCUUCGCCGGCCUAAUCGUGCACACGCCCCAGGUCUCCUCGACAGCCAUGGGCAUCGCGACGCGCAUCACCGGUCCCACGCCCCCCGCACAGUUUCUCGCCAAGCUGCGGACAGCCAUCACCACGCACAGCGAGCCUUUGGCCCGCGCGCGCGCCACCCGCGCAGAGCAGCAAGCCACACGCAGCAUCCGCGAGCAGCAGAACUCCGCAUACGAGCGCUCCCUCGCCAUCGACCGGGAGCGCGCCCGCAAAAAGAAGGAAGAAGCCGAGCGCAAAGCGGCCGAGGAGAAGGAGGCCCUCGCACGCCAGGCUGCAGCCGAGCAGCACGCCGCUGACCUCGCGCAGUGGCGCAAAUGGCGCGCCUCAAGCAUCCCCCCCGAGCCCCCUGCGACCGACAAGGACGUGGUGCGCAUCAGCCUGCGCAUGCCCAAUGCCGACCGCGUAGUCCGGCGGUUCGCCAGCGACGCGCACAUCGAAGAACUCUACGCCUUCGUCGAGUGCUACGAGCUCCUUUCCUCGGACGACAACUUGGCCGACGCACGAGAACCAGCAGGCUUCGCGCACGCGUACGACUUCCAGCUUGUGUCGCCGAUGCCGCGCGAGGUGUACGAUGUCGAAGCUGGGGGGACAAUACGGGAGCGCAUUGGCCGGAGUGGGAAUCUGAUUGUUGAGCGGACGGAUGUGGGGUCCGAUGAUGACGAGGACGAAGAGAAUGAGUAGACGGCAUUGGGAUGGUAUAACGUGGCAGGACAGGACAUGCAUCGGGCGGCGUUUGCGACGGGUCGGUCGUCGGAUUGUUUGCACAUUAGCGCGGCAUUGGGGCCAGAUCACCGUUUUCACUGGGUUUGGACGAAGCGUGGGUGUGG